This is a messenger RNA of Ziziphus jujuba (common jujube), 1573 nucleotides long. Its product is annotated as transcription factor MYB41. The record is from RefSeq and is a predicted model, not a curated record. The transcript has 4 exons. Lineage: Eukaryota; Viridiplantae; Streptophyta; Magnoliopsida; Rosales; Rhamnaceae. Bases 167 to 1318 code for a protein of 383 amino acids.
AUAUAGAAGCAGAAGCAGCACAGAUCAUCAAUUUGUCUUCACCAUAGGCAUGUUAAUAUAUAUAGCCAAUUGAAUUUCCAACCUUAUCUUCAAUCCGUCAAGCUCUCCCAUAAAUGAGUGAUAUCUAGCUUAAUUAUGAUAAAUUGAAGAGUGGAGAGAUUUAGAAAUGAUGGGAAGAGCAGCAGAUGAUGAAAAAGGAACGUUGAUGAUAAAGAAGGGAGCAUGGACGCCAGAAGAAGACAAAAAGCUGGUGGAUCACAUCCAGAAGCACGGACAUGGGAGUUGGAGAGCACUGCCAAAGCUUGCAGGUCUCAAGAGGUGCGGCAAAAGUUGCAGGCUCAGGUGGACCAACUACCUCAGGCCUGAUGUCAAGAGGGGCAAGUUUUCUCAAGAAGAAGAGCACUCCAUCAUCAACCUUCAUGCUCUUCUUGGCAACAAGUGGUCGACCAUAGCAGGCCAUCUUCCAGGACGAACCGAUAACGAAAUCAAGAACUUCUGGAAUACCCAUUUAAAGAAGAAACUUGUUAAAAUGGGCAUUGACCCUGUCACCCACCGCCCUUUAACAACUCACCAUCAAUAUGAUCACAACAAUAUUCUCUCCAAUCUUCUUCUGCAGCCACAGUCCACGUUGAUUAAUGCUGAUGCAGCUGCUGCUAACGUUGCCAAUUUGCUGAAUCCAAUAUGGGAGUUUAAUAAUGCUUUGAGACUAAGCUACUGCCCAUCAUCAGAUGCAUCAGUACAGCAAAUUGCCAAUAACAUCCAAGCGUUGCAUGAUUUAGUGCAAGUCCUAUUUGGCUCCACUGCUAGUCCUAUUCCUAGUCCUCCUACCACAUCCAGUUCCAGUACCCCUAAUAUGGCUAAUAUCAGUGUUGGUACUAAUAUUUCAACUCAUCAGCUGUACUUUCAUACAAAUAUUAAUCCAAAUGCAGAAGCCUCCCAGCCGACACCAACCAGCUAUGACUAUAAUCAUCAUCCACCCAUUUCUGGCUACAAAUUUAGUACCAACACUAGUAUUGGUACUGCUAGUACUAGCAAUGGCGCAAUUCCAAAUUUCAAUGAUCUCGAUCAACUACCUCAUUUGGUUCCGGCCAGCUAUACCAAAGAGAUUAAUGCUUCUACUUGUACUGAUAUUGGUGAUGACGAUGAUGAUCAUCAUCAUCAUCAUCAUGAAAAGGAAAUUAGUAAGAAGAUUAAUAUUUCUCCAAAUAUUCAUAUUUCUAAUCCCUCAUCCACAUCAACCACCUUUGAAGUUUUGGGAUGGAGAGAUCUAAUAGAUGACGAAGCAACAGACUCCUACUGGAAGGAUAUCAUGGAGUAAAGUAUAUCCAAGCAUCUUCGCAGACAUGUUCAAUCUCGUAGAAGGAUGUGCUCUCCCUGGUCAUAUCAUCACUGCGUUCCUUGGAUUUAUACAACAUUAAUCCUACAUUCGUUUUCUUAAUUAUUAUCAUUUGGAAUUAAUUUAUACUGGAUUUUAGUUUAUAUAUAUAUAUAUAUAUAUAUGUAAAUAUAGCAUUGUUUAAAAUUUCAUUUUUUAUUUCCCGUCGAUUGAUAUAUACAAUACAAGCAUUUGUUA